Suillus subalutaceus is the source of this 504-nucleotide messenger RNA. RefSeq lists its product as uncharacterized. Bases 1 to 504 code for a protein of 167 amino acids. The transcript is spliced from 2 exons. The record is from RefSeq and is a predicted model, not a curated record. Lineage: Eukaryota; Fungi; Basidiomycota; Agaricomycetes; Boletales; Suillaceae.
AUGUGCAUCGGGGGUUGUGCCUGUGCAAGACAUGGCUGCUUUGUCCCUCAUGCAAUGGUGGACUUUCAGAAGGGAGAAAGACAGAUGAAUAUGGACUACACUUUGUAUGAGGGAUUGAAACACAAUGCCGAUGGCAUUCAGCAUGCAUUGACAUGUUAUGAUGUUAACUGCCAGUAUCACAAACAUCUGAAGGACCGUGUAGCUGACAAUCCUUUCUUGGACAUAUGGCCAGAGUUGGAGAUAAUCCCAGGGAUUGGUUUGUGGCAUGUUCAUGACCAUCAAGACAGCUGCUAUGUUCGUUACACUUCGAAAUUUAUCAACGGCGCUGCAAGGAUUGAUGGCGAGAUCAUGGAGACCCUAUGGGCGCCGUUGAAUGUGAUCUCUCCGUCGGCAUGUGGCAUGGGGACACCCCACUGGAAGGAGUGUUUGGAUUAUCAAAUGAACGAUUGCAAUUUCAUGAAAAUGAUCAGAAUGAGUUGGUUGUUCAACCUCAAUUUUCACUGA